CUCCCCUUUGAUAAAUGAUCGUCAUUGAUCCUGCAAAAAUAUUUUUCGUUUAACAGUUUGUUUCAAUAGAAUAUCAGGUCUUACUUCCAACAAGGAAACAAAAGCUGGCAAUCUGGAUAGUAAAGAAACACUUUGUGAGAAGUUAUCACCUGAAUUGCAAAAAUGAGGUGUGCAAAGAAAUAAGAUGUUCUUUGAAAACACAUAUGACAAUACAUACUGGCGAGAAGUGUCAUGUGUGUAAAAUUUGUGAUAAAGUAUUUUCUCAAGAACAAUAUCUUACAUACAUAUAGCAACGCAUGCUGGUGAGAAGAAUUAUAUAUGUAAAAUAUGCGGCGAAGCAUUUUCUCAACAAAAAACUUUGAUCACGCAUAUACAUGCUGGCGAGAAAAAACAUAAAUGUAAAAUAUGUGAGAAAACAUUUUCUCAUCGAGGUACACAAUGUAAUUUGAUCACACAUAUGACAAUACACCCUGGCGAAAAGAAUCAUGUAUGUAAGGUAUGUGAUAAAGCAUUUUCUCAAGAACAACAUCUUAUCAUACAUAUGGCAACAUGUACUGGCGAGAAGAAUCAUAAAUGUGAAAUAUGUGAUAAAGCAUUUUUUCAACAAGGUACUUUGAUCACGCAUAUGACAACACAUACCGGCGAGGAAAAACAUGAAUGUAAAAUAUGUGGUAAAACAUUUUCUCAUCGAGGUAAUUUGAUCAGACAUAUGGCAACACAUACUGGCGAGAAGAAUUAUAUAUGUAACAUAUGUGAUAAAUCAUUUUCUCAACAAAGUACUUUGAUCAGACAUAUGGCAACACAUACCGGCGAGGAAAAACAUGAAUGUAAAAUAUGUGGUAAAACAUUUUCUCAUCGAGGUAAUUUGAUCAGACAUAUGGCAACACAUACUGGCGAGAAGAAUUAUAUAUGUAACAUAUGUGAUAAAUCAUUUUCUCAACAAAGUACUUUGAUCAGACAUAUGGCAACACAUACCGGCGAGGAAAAACAUGAAUGUAAAAUAUGUGGUAAAACAUUUUCUCAUCGAGGUAAUUUGAUCUUACAUAUGACAAUACAUACUGGCGAAAAGAAUCAUGUAUGUAAAAUUUGUGAUAGAGCAUUUUCUCGAGGACAAUAUCUUAACACUCAUAUGGCAACACAUAAUGGGGAAAAGAAUCAUAUAUGUAACAUAUGUGAUAAAGCAUUUUCUCAACGAGGUUCUUUGAACAGGCAUAUGACAAUACACACUGGCGAAAAAAUACAUACAUGUAAAUGUAAAUUAUGUGAUAAAGCAUUUUCUUAUCAAAGUAAUUUGAUCACACAUAUGACAAUACACACUGGCGAGAAGAAUCAUAAAUGUGAAGUAUGUGACAAAACAUUUUCUCAUCGAGGUGCUUUGAUCACACAUAAGAGAACACAUACUGGCAAGAAGAAUCAUAAAUGUAAAAUAUGUGAUAAAGCAUUUUCUCAUGGAGGUAAUUUGAUCACACAUAUGGCAACACAUACUGGUGAGAAGAGUUAUAUAUGUAACAUAUGUGAUAAAGCAUUUUCUCAACGAGGUUCUUUGAACAGGCAUAUGACAAUACACACUGGCGAAGAAAUACAUACAUGUAAAUGUAAAUUAUGUGAUAAAGCAUUUUCUUAUCGAAGUAAUUUGAUCACACAUAUGACAAUACACACUGGCGAGAAGAAUCAUAAAUGUGAAGUAUGUGACAAAACAUUUUCUCAUCGAGGUGCUUUGAUCACACAUAAGAGAACACAUUCUGGCAAGAAGAAUCAUAAAUGUAAAAUAUGUGAUAAAGCAUUUUCUCAUGGAAGUAAUUUGAUUAUGCAUAUGAAAAUACAUACUGGCGAGAAGAAUCAUAAAUGUAAAAUAUGUGUUAAAGCAUUUUCUCAAAAAAGUCAUUUAAUUAGACAUAUGACAAUACACACUGGCGAGAAUAAGCAUUUAUGUAAUUUUUGUGAUAAAGAAUUUUCAAACUGCUAUUCUCUGAAAACACAUAUGGCAAUACAUACUGGUGAAAAGAGUUGUGAAAAAGUUUCAAGUGUGUGAUAAAAACCUUUUCUCACCAAAGUGUAUUGAACCUUCAUUUACUCUGGCGCAAAGAAACAUAAGUGCGAUGUGUGUAUUAAAACGUUUUCUCAAGGAAUACACAAUUGCGAUACAAAACAUAAGUGUGAUGAAGUGUUUUCUCAACCAAUCUUAUCACACGUAUGAUAAUACAAACUGGCGAUAAGAAAUGAAGUGUGAAAUAUGUGGUAUAAAAGGAUUUUCUACACAAGUUUCUAUACCGCCCCCGUGGUUGAUGGGUUAGAGUCGAUGACUUCUAAUCCAGUUACCUCUCUGGCGUGGGUUUGAUCCCCGGGAGAUGCUUUGAUAGUUUAGCGCGGAGGAAGGUAGUCUAAAAAAUUGACGAAAAAAUCUCGGUGGGACGCUCUAGGAUGGCCCGACUUGAGUGUAUGGUCGCCCAUAUGGGCUUUCAGGUGGCGACCUUAAAUAAACGCAUUUAAAAAAAAAAAAAGAAAAAAAAAGCUAGUCUAGUACUGGUGUAACUCUCCAGGAACGAUGGUUAGUAAACUACCCGCCUAUAUGACUGAAAUACUGUUGGCAAAAGGCGUAAAAUGAAACAAACAAACAAACACAAGUUUCUCUUAUCACACAUAUGAAAAUAAUACACACUGGCUAGUAGAAACAUAAGUGUCAAGUGUGUGAAAAAACAUUUUCUCACCAAAGUGAACCAAACCUACAUAUGACAAUAUACUAUGGCGAUAAGAAACAUAAGUUUGAAGAGUGUGAAAAAGCGUUUUCUCAAGAAAUUCAUUUUAUCACACUUAUGACAAUACACACUGGCGAUGAGAAAGAGAAGUUUGAAGUGUGUGAUUAAGUGUUUUCUUAACAAUUUCAUCUUAUCACACUUAUGACAAUACCCAUAAGAUGAUUUUAUCAUUUAAAUAUAAAAACCUUUUUACUGAAGGAAUGCUGCCUUAAAGAAUGGGCAGAACUUUACGUUUACUUUUCGUUAGUCAAUUUUUCACAGAGUUCUCCAAGAAAAUCUGCUCUUCAAUGAUUACAGUCAGUUCAUAAAAACGAUUGUAACGUGUCAGUUUGGAAAUAAAAUAUAGAUGGAUCUUAGAUAA
This is a messenger RNA of Ruditapes philippinarum (Manila clam), 3117 nucleotides long. RefSeq names its product zinc finger protein 271-like. Gene Ontology annotation, molecular function: RNA polymerase II cis-regulatory region sequence-specific DNA binding; DNA-binding transcription factor activity. The transcript has 2 exons. Bases 458 to 2032 code for a protein of 524 amino acids. Lineage: Eukaryota; Metazoa; Mollusca; Bivalvia; Venerida; Veneridae. The record is from RefSeq and is a predicted model, not a curated record. Gene Ontology annotation, biological process: regulation of transcription by RNA polymerase II.